CAAAUUCUGCACUUUACGAUAUGAGUUUAAACCGGCAUCAAUUGAUGAUACUAAACCGGGAUUGUUACAUAAGAGUAAAGAUAAUAAGGUUAUGUUGGAGUUUCAAAACAAUCAAGUUAAUAAAACCAAAGUUAGAUUUGAUGGUGUUAGUGAGGAUUUUAAUGAUAGAGAUAAAGAUGCAAUUCUCUUCUUUGAUGGCGAAAAUUUUCGAUUGGAGAAGCUUCACCGGGCUGUUAAGCGUUUAAAAUACUUACGUGUUCCUGACGAAUCCGCUGCGGCUAGUAGAGUAGUUACAAAGGUUGUUGUACCUCCAGUUGCAGACACGGUUAAACCGGUUAAGAUGGCAGAUAUUGAUAUUAACAAUCCUAUUGAAUUUGAGGAGGAUGUGAACAUUGAUGAUGGCGAUGAACCAGCAAGAGAAGAAAUUAUACGGACAAAGGAGUUUCAAACUGGUGGCCUUGACAUUGACAUUAAUCUUCCGCAUCCUGCUGAAAUGGAGGAGGAUGAGAUUGCAGUUGUAGAUAUUAAUGAUGACGAAUCCUACAAAGGUCUGAACGCAGCAGAAGCACUCAGAGCACAAGUAAACGCAGAAGCGAGAGAGGAGUCUGGAAAGAGUUCGAGUUCAGGCAGCGGUAAAGAAAGUGAGAGCAGUGAAAGCGGAGUUGAGAGUAGUGGUAGUGGAAGUAGUAGUAGUAGCAGUGGAAGCAGAAACAGCGGUAGUGAAGGUGGAACUGCUAGCGAGAGUGGAAGCCGGGCUAGUCACUAGGUCAGUUAUGUAUUUUCUAGUGUUUAUGCUUUUGAUGUUAAGUUUUUUUUUGUGAACGAAAUAGGGAAUGUGGAAUCAGUGUCUUAGCUUUAGGAGUUUAGCAAUUUGCCAUGUAAAUAAAUACUGUGUUGUUCA
Messenger RNA from Arabidopsis arenosa, 901 nucleotides. The record is from the annotation of a GenBank genome assembly. NCBI's taxonomy places the organism in Eukaryota, Viridiplantae, Streptophyta, Magnoliopsida, Brassicales, Brassicaceae.